Parascedosporium putredinis is the source of this 1782-nucleotide messenger RNA. Lineage: Eukaryota; Fungi; Ascomycota; Sordariomycetes; Microascales; Microascaceae. The record is from the annotation of a GenBank genome assembly.
AUGUCUUCACGGCUAUCUCGGACAAGUUGUACCUACCGCCCGAAGCACGACCCCGAAACCGUCUACGAAACCGGCGCCAUCGUACGAUUCGAACAAGUCCCUCGACGGCUUCAUUCCCAAAAGCCCCAGGCUCCCGGCCCUGACAAUUCGGCGGGGCCGCCUCUCAACGGCUCGCGGAAGCGACCAUACCGAGAACAGGAAAAUGGGGAUGGCCAGGAUGCGCCUGAGAACACGAACAGAGUUAUGAAACAAGCGCGGCGCGGCUACGACGGCGAUAGGGGAGGAGGCGGCACGGAUGUCAACUCUGCGUGGGCCAAUCCGGGCAUGGCGAUGGGAUACAACCCCUCCGACAAUCCUCUCGCGCUCGUCGCCGGCUUCCCGGGGUUCCCUCGCGGUCCCGAUGGCCUCCCAUUCCCUUCGCCGUUCAUGUAUCCCGGCCAAGGGAGAGGAGGCGCCAAAGGCGGAAACAAGAGAGGCCGCAAGCAGCGUUGCCGCCAGUUCGACACGCAAGGCUUUUGCCCCCGGGGGUUGACGUGCCCUCACGAUCAUAGCCUUCCCGACUUUCCGGCGGCGUCGCUCCCUCUUUCCUUGGGGAUCAAUGCUGCCUACGACCCUUCCGACCCGAAUCUGCUCCUGUUCGCCGCGCAGCAGCAGCUUAGCAACUUUGCACCACCUAACAUCAAGGGGCCGCCAAAGAAGCGACGAGGUGACAAGCCGCGCAAAACCAGCCGGGAAAAGGGGUCCAGAGCUCCAUUUUCCGUAGAAGGGCCGUUUGGCCAGAUCACCGAGGUCACCCUGAAACCAUACAAGUACCUGGCCAUCAUCAAAUUCGACAGUUGGGACUCUGCCAACGCCGCCUACCAGUGUCCCAAGGCCAUUUUUGAUAACCGAUUUGUCAAGGUAUUCUGGUACAAAGACGAGGCCGAGAGUUCUAGCAAGGGCCGUAGGAGGCCGGACAGCACGAGUCUCGACCCCGAUGCGCAUCCUUCCGACCCCACGUUCGAUAUGGACGACUUUAUACGGCGGCAGGAGGAGGCGCAAAGGGCGUUUGAAGAAAAACGGCAAAGGCGGACUGAGCUGCUGAAACAAAAGGAAGAGCUCGACAAGCGGCAGCAAGACCUCCUUGAGAGGCAGCUCGAGAUCAAGCGCAAGCUCGAAGUCAGACUCGGCACUGCGUCUGGUGGCGCUAACCAGGGCGAGGAGGAAGGCAGCGCGGCGACGGAGUCUCUGAGGGCCCAGCUGAUGAAGCUCGAGGAGGAAGCGAGAAUCUUGGGCUUGGAUCCCAACUCCGAGGGCGCGCUGUUUGACGAGGGAUCGAGCUUUGCGCCGCGUGGCGGGUAUCGCGGCCGCGGAGGUGCGAGAGGCAACUUCCGCGGACGCGGAUCUGGCCCUAGGGGUGGAUUCCGUGGAGGAUAUGGCGGCGGGUACGGGGACGUCCACGAAGCGUACGCCGCCUACUCUUUGGACAAUAGGCCGAAACGGGUCUCCGUCACCGGUAUCGACUUUACGGUGCCCCAGAAGGACGAGGCCUUGCGGCAAUUCCUACUUGGCAUCGGAGAGUUCACGGCGGUGGAGACCACCCCGUCCACGACGCACGUCACUUUCAAGGACCGCAAAACGGCCGAGAUGUUCUUCGUCCAGGUCAACAACAACACCCUCCCCGGGGUCGAGGGCACACUGGAAGCGGCCUGGAUACCGAACGCGACCCCACGCCUCCGACCAGAUCAGGUCCCGCAGGAAGUGGCAGGAGCGCGCACCCAGCGGGCAGCGCGCCGGCAAUAG